Molecule: messenger RNA, 2667 nt
Organism: Porites lobata
Lineage: Eukaryota; Metazoa; Cnidaria; Anthozoa; Scleractinia; Poritidae
Source: the annotation of a GenBank genome assembly
AUGGCGACGGCAAGAGAAGACGCGAAAACUCAGGAACUAAACCUCAUCUUUAAGUCUUUAGGAGAGAGAGGGAAAGAAGGUGAUGUAUGGAAGGAAUUUACUGAACAUACUCUGUGUUACUUGUUACAACAGACUCCUGAAUUUAUCAACAAAGCGUUUGCAAACGAAAGUAUCGAUGUCAUGUUUCGACUUUACGGAAGUGCCGCCGAAGACUUGAAAAGCCAAGCAACGGAUGAUAUUGGAGAUCUGGAUAUCGUGAUCAUUCCCAAAUCAGAAGAUUUGUUCAUUCACGACGAAAUGAUCGAAUAUUUACCCCAGCACCCUCUGCACGUUAGAAUCAAAGGCAGGGAUCACCCUCUCUUACAGUCCUGUCUUGUGGAAGACAAGCCCUACGUCGCCAAUUCAGCCAUCAAGAAUUUCCAUCCUGCGAUUUACGGCACAUCAGCGCCUCAUAUGAUAAAUAAUUUAACUCGCAGCAUUCAGAUAGGAUCUCGAGAAAAUUGGGGCCAAGUCGUUGCGGAAUGGAAAAACAAAGAGGACGGACCGGCUCUUCAGGUGAACGGUUCCCAGUCAUUUGGUCCUGUUUCUGGGCAGAUGAAAAGGAUGAAUAAUCCUCAGAACUUGGUUAAUUGCGACCCAGCUGAGUGGGACUGGCUAGCUAAAUUUUUAACCAACGCCAAUGGAUUUGAAUACAGUAGAGAACACGCUGAAAUUUUGGGCGAAUUCAUGACAUUUGCCAAUGAUAUACAGAUGUCCUUGCAUGAGAGAGGUCUCCUAGGCCAGCCUCAGGCGCUCCCCGGUUUUGUGCAAGAGCUGAUUUCCAGCGAGCGCGUUAAGCAGCUCAGGGAACGAGUUGUCACUAUUCAGCAAAGUAGUCAUAAUCAAAACGAAAGCGAACUGAGUGGAGAACACUUGGCGGAAGCGGAACAGCACAGUAAUGAUCAAAGUGUCACGCCAGGGAGCUGUCACGGAAACGAAACAGGAAGUAAGAAGGAUAAGGUCUUACAAGAGGCUUUUCUCUCUACCAGUGAGUCAUUCCUCACUCCAAAAAAUUCUUGUGACAGUCAUAACACGGCUCAAAACUUAGGUACGACUUUAAGUCAAUCAACGAUGGGAGAGUUGUCAGAAAGCCCUUACCAAUCAGCACAACACACCAUGCCAAGGAAAGUAAGUGAAACAGGUGUAAACGAGAAAAAAGAACAGGGACAGAAUGAAGACGGCACCGACGAGAGUGGAAGUGAGUCUAUUAACACAGCGAAACCGCCCUUUGCAGAAAAAGGGGAGCCUAGCUAUUCAGAUUUCAAGAGUGUUUCAGGUGAAAAAAACAUUCUUUUGGAACACAUAUUUGGACCUUUCAGUCAAGAAAGCAAGGCUCCUUGGAAAGAAACAGAUGUAAAAGACAGUAAAAAAGCAACCAUUGCUGGUGGAGCUGAUUUAGUUCCUGCCCUUAGAUGUCCUGGGUGGCCGCGAGUUUCAGAGGAUUGGAUCAAACGAAAACGAAAAUGGCCCUCACCUGACGUGAUUAACAAAGUUGUCCAGGAGGGCUUCCAUUUAGUAGUAAAGCCUCCGAAGGAUGGCGGAAAUCCAAAAUGUGACUUCAGAAUUUCCUUUAGCCAUGCAGAAUACCUGUUAAGCCAAGCGAUGAAUGACAUUCAGCGCGAGUGUUACCGAUGCUUGAAGAAAUUUCAUCGUGCUUUUCUCAAGGAUCCAAAGGGUUUGGUGACAUUUCACUUGAAGAACCUACUUCUGCAAACAAUCGAGGAAACCGGUGCCGAACUGUGGAUCGAAAGUAACAGAGUCGAGUGCGUGAUGAAGCUCUUCGGAAACCUUUCGCAGGCUCUCACAAAGAAAGAGUUGCCCCAUUUUUUUGUGAGAUCUUACAACCUGUUUAGUGAAGAUUACAUUGAUGAUCCCGAGAUUCUUGAUGCAUUGGCUAAAAAAGUUGAGAAGAUCAUGGAAAAUCCCAUGCAAUCAGCUAAACAGUUGAUUCAGAAAGAGGCAUCUGCAGUUCAAGCACCGCUGGAAGAGAAAAGCAUUUUAAGCAACGGACUGGCAGUCAAAACUGCUUCCAAAGCCGACGGAUUUGAUAGCCACAUGGUGCUACCAGGUACUCUCAAAAAGGACGACACUCGUCCAGUUAGCAGCUCAUCAAGGCAGAGCUAUCGCUUUCAUGAUCUGAAAGACAUCUACCUUGCCAGCAGCCAAGAGUUAACUGCGAUGGCUUUUAACGCUGAUGAUCUCACAAUUGAAUCCCUCGACCCUCUCAAAAGGUCCUUGGUAGGUGAUCUCAAAGAAAUGAUCAAAACCCUCAACUUAAACGCUGCAGAAUUCCGUAGAAUGUUUGAAGCAAACUGGAGCGCAAUCUACUGGAAAGUUUCGUUGAAUCCUGAGCCAAAUAUGAGCCUCCGAAUGCUUGAUGCAAUCCAAGGUGUGGUUGAAACGUGGAAGUACCUACUGAAACAAGAUGACUUUGCACCGGAGAACGCGGAAGCCCUAGCUGAAAGAUUGCUUAAUCCAGACCCUGAUGCCGAUCCUUUCGACUUGACCAACCUGUUGCCAGCUGGCAUAGGGACCCAGUUUGUCACCCGAUUUUUCAACAGUUUGACUCCAAGUUCAGCUGAUGAAACCAAAGAGGUUAAUCUCGAUAAGGACAUUCCCCUGGACUGA